AAAAACAGAGCAACAAUGGAGGGUAAGGAAGAGGAUGUGAAGCUUGGAGCUAACAAGUUCACGGAGAGACAACCAAUAGGCACAGCAGCUCAGACAGACAAGGACUACAAGGAGCCACCACCAGCUCCCUUGUUUGAGCCAGGGGAGUUGAAAUCAUGGUCCUUUUACAGGGCUGGGAUUGCAGAGUUCAUGGCCACUUUCCUCUUCUUAUACAUCACUCUUUUGACUGUCAUGGGUGUUGUUAGGGCACCUACCAAGUGUGCCUCUGUGGGUAUUCAAGGGAUUGCUUGGGCUUUUGGUGGUAUGAUCUUUGCCCUUGUCUACUGCACUGCUGGUAUCUUAGGAGGACAUAUUAACCCAACAGUGACCUUUGGAUUGUUUCUGGCAAGGAAGCUGUCCCUAACAAGGGCUGUUUUCUACAUAGUGAUGCAGUGCCUUGGUGCCAUAUGUGGUGCUGGUGUUGUCAAGGGCUUCCAGCCAUCCAUCUAUCAAGCCAAUAAUGGUGGGGCCAAUUUUGUGGCACAUGGUUAGAACCUUUUCAGAGGACUACAAUGAUUUGAAUGUUGAGCCUUCGUUUGGAGAGACCAAUCUCGACUUUGAAGGCAGAGAGAGGAGCACUAAGGAAAGCACACCCAUUCUUCUUUUAUUUAUUUAAUCACAC
Molecule: messenger RNA, 661 nt
Organism: Camellia sinensis
Lineage: Eukaryota; Viridiplantae; Streptophyta; Magnoliopsida; Ericales; Theaceae
Source: RefSeq, a predicted model, not a curated record